AUGGCCGAAACUCCGUCAUCGUUCCAGACGCCGCCGCCGCCGCCACCACCACCGACGCCUCCGUCAGCGCCUAUUAAUCCUGAUCCUACACAAUACUGGUGCUACCAGUGCAACAAACGGGUUCCGGUCGAAACCCUACCCGAUCAUCCCGAUGUUAUAUGUUUCGAAUGCAAGAAUGGAUUUGUUGAGUUAAUCUCUGUCCAUCACCCUCAAGCGCUUGAAGUAAACGAUGAGGACCAACCUGCUUUCGGCAACGAGUUUCUUCAGGUCCUUAGGUUAAUUGCUCAGGCUGCGCGUGAUGCUGACGCGCCUCCUCUGCCUCCUUCUGACCGCGCGGAUGACGACGGCGAUCAUCUCCAAAUUGAACUGGACGGAUGGGAUGAAAACGAUGAUGACGACGACGACGAUGAUAACGAAGACGAAGGUGAUGAAAAUCAUAACCAUGGAGAUCGAGAUCGUGAUGGAUCUGAUGACAACGAAGAGGAACAAGAGAUCGUCGAAGGGGAAGAUGAAGAUUCCCGUAGAAGACAAAGGCGCGAUGUCAUCCGUCUUCGUCUCCGUGACUUUGCUACCCGAGCUUUAAGCCGUCGCAACCGGAUUCUCGAUUGGGCUGAGAUCCUAACGGGGCUCGAAGAUCACUCGAUCGAGUUUAGGUUUCAACUUCCGGGAGAUGGUGAUGGUUACGUAGGCAAUCCAGGCGAUUACGUUGAUGCUGCCGGAUACGAAGCAUUGUUGCAAAACCUAGCUGAAAGUGAUAGCGGCGGGAAGAGAGGAGCUCCACCGGCGGCGAAAUCUGCAGUGGAAGCGUUGCCAACCGUUGAAGUGAAGUCAACUUAUAUGGAAGUCUGUGCUAUAUGUAAAGAUAAAGUGUUUAACAACGAAAAGGAGAUUGUGAAGCAAUUGCCUUGUGGACACAUGUAUCAUGAAGAUUGUAUAGUGCCUUGGUUGGGUUCAAGGAACACUUGUCCUGUUUGUAGGUACGAGUUGCCUACAGAUGAUCCUGAGUAUGAAGAAGAUAGGAAGAAGAAAUCAACCUCCAUGGCUACAACAACAUCAACAACAUCCGGUGAUGGGGUUUAA
Lactuca virosa is the source of this 1080-nucleotide messenger RNA. Lineage: Eukaryota; Viridiplantae; Streptophyta; Magnoliopsida; Asterales; Asteraceae. The record is from the annotation of a GenBank genome assembly.